Molecule: messenger RNA, 261 nt
Organism: Miscanthus lutarioriparius
Lineage: Eukaryota; Viridiplantae; Streptophyta; Magnoliopsida; Poales; Poaceae
Source: the annotation of a GenBank genome assembly
AUGCAGAGGCAGCUGAGCAUCUCUUCGAUGCCCAAGCUACUGCCGGAGGAAGGCGCCCUCGGCGACGACGACGACGUCGAGGCGAAGCCCGAGAAGGCGCCGGCCCCGCGGUCGUCGGGGAAGGAGCGGUCCGUGCACCUCAUACCGCUCAUCGUCGUGCUCUGCUUCCUCCUGCUCUUCCUCUGCUCCCACGACCCCUCUCCUUCUGAUAUGUCGAGUUUUGGGAAGAAGGCUGGGAGCGCGAAGGUCAGGUUGCUCUGA